This is a messenger RNA of Miscanthus lutarioriparius, 231 nucleotides long. The record is from the annotation of a GenBank genome assembly. NCBI's taxonomy places the organism in Eukaryota, Viridiplantae, Streptophyta, Magnoliopsida, Poales, Poaceae.
AUGCUCUGUUCCGGCCGCAUGCUGGCCUGCAACGGCCUCUUGCCCGGUCGGCUCCGGCUGCCGAGAGCCGACGCCUACCGCCUGCGCCCACCAGCGCUCGCGCGGAGGUGGCGCGUCGCGGCCUCCGCUGCGGCGUCCGGCGGCUCCUCUGACCUCCCAUCGUCGUCGUCUUCGCCGACUACCCCGCCGUUCGGGGUCGGGGACGACCAGGCCGCCGCAUCACCUGGGUAA